Messenger RNA from Rhododendron vialii, 1305 nucleotides. RefSeq names its product isoeugenol synthase 1-like. The transcript has 5 exons. Gene Ontology annotation, molecular function: oxidoreductase activity. NCBI's taxonomy places the organism in Eukaryota, Viridiplantae, Streptophyta, Magnoliopsida, Ericales, Ericaceae. The record is from RefSeq and is a predicted model, not a curated record. The coding region runs from base 93 to 1061 and encodes 322 amino acids.
AUUGAUAAAAAAAAAAAAAAAAACACAGGAGAGAGAGAGAGAGAGAGAGAGAGAGAGAGAGAGAGAGAGAGAGAGAGAGAGAGAGAGAGAGAAUGGCAACGGGAUUGGACAAGAUACUUGUAUUUGGAGGGACAGGAUAUCUUGGUAAGUACGUAGUGAGGGCUAGCAUUAAGAUGGAGCACCCAACAUAUGUGUACGGGCGCCCGAUCACUCCCAAUAGCAACCCCUCCAACUCCUGCAAGGUGGAACUACACAAGGAGUUUCAGUCGAUGGGCGUUAUACUCAUCCAGGGGGAAUUGAGCGAGCACGAGAAGCUUGUUUCACUUAUCAAACAAGUCGAUAUUGUUAUCUCUGCAAUUGGUACCCCUUGUUACAUGGAACAACUUAGAAUCAUAGAUGCCAUAAAGGUUGCGGGAAACAUCAAGAGAUUCAUUCCAUCAGAAUUUGGUUGUGAAGAGGACCGAAUAACUGCAGUACUCCCCCCAUUUCAUGAUCUCCUUGAUAAAAAGAAGAAGAUCAGAACGGCUACAGAAGCAACUGGAGUCCCUUUUACAUUUCUUUCAUCAACUUGUUUUGCUGCAUACUUCUCAAGUUUCUUGCUCCAUCCGCAUGACAAAUAUUCCCAGGAGCUUACGAUUUAUGGCACUGGUGAAACCAAGGCUGUUUUUACCUGCGAAGAAGACGUUGCCAUGUACACAAUCAAAGCUGCAAAUGACCCGAGGACUUGCAAUCGCACUGUACUCUUCCGGCCUUCAGAAAACCUAUUGUCCCAAUUGGAGUUGGUGUCACUGUGGGAGAAGAAAACCAGCCGCAGUUAUAAGAAGGUUUUUGUGUACGAGGAAGAGAUUGUGGAGCUCUCGGAGACAUCACCACACCCGGCGAACGUACGAGCGGCCAUAAUCCACAGCAUAUUUGUGAAAGGGGACAUGGCAAACUUUGAAAUAGGGGAAGAUGAGAUGGAGGUCUCAAAGUUAUAUCCUGACGUCGAGUACACAACAGUAGAUCAGCUCCUCGAUGAUUUUAUGGCGAAUCCCCCAGAGUUUCGCUACGUUGAACUUUGACGAAUUUUGUGGAAUUCUUCAUUUAUCUCUAGAGAUAAAUUUUAGAUGUCAACUAUGAUGUACUACUUUUUUUCUCCGGUCACAUGUUAGGAGGAACUAGGUCUAUAUUUAUAGCGAAAUAAAAUGAGAUGCUGGGUAUAAAUCAGCACAAUGUGUAAAACAUGAACCACUUAAUGCAUAAUUACAAUCUUGCACCCACAAUUAAUAUUCGAAUGCUAAGACCGUCUUGUUGGGAGGAACUUGG